Molecule: messenger RNA, 2368 nt
Organism: Macaca mulatta (Rhesus monkey)
Lineage: Eukaryota; Metazoa; Chordata; Mammalia; Primates; Cercopithecidae
Cellular component (GO): Golgi apparatus; cis-Golgi network
Molecular function (GO): protein binding
Source: RefSeq, a predicted model, not a curated record
UCGCAUAGGCAGCCUUCCAUGUGACAUCACAGGUCCUUCAUGACACGUGGCUGCCUGGCCCCGCCUCCCUUCUCUUUCAUCUUUCUCACUGACCAAUGGGCUUCAAGCAUUAAGGCCACGCCCCUAUUCUGCAUUCUAGUGUGGCUCUGGUUACGCCUCCUCUGGCUCAGUCACACAGCUGUGUGGUACGUGACUGGAGGUGUAUCGGUGUACUCAUCUGGAUCAUGCCACUGUGGCCCCAACCCCACUUCCCUCCCCACCCCAUGAUGUCAGAAGAAAACAGAGAGAGAAAAUUGGCUGAGGCCAAGAAAAAGUUUAGAGGCUAUCAUCAGUGGAACAAUGCUGGUGUUGGUACCGGAGGAACCGACACCAGAAAGAAAAUAAAUAACGGCACUAACCCUGAGACAACCACUUCUGCUGGUUGCCAUUCACCUGAGGAUGAAAAGGCGGCAAGCCACCAACAUCAGGAAGCCCUAAGGAGGGAGCUAGAGACCCAGGAUCAUACUAUACGAAUCCUUACGAGUCAGAAGACUGAACUGGAGACAGGGCUCUACUUCAGCCAGGAGGCUGCCAGGAAAUGUGAAGGAGAGUCCAAGGAUCUGGCCGGUCGCCUGCAUCGUUCCUGGCACUUUGCAGGAGAGUUACAGCAGGCUCUGUCUGCUGUGUCCACACAGCACAAGAAGGCGGACAGGUACAUCGAGGAGUUAACAAAGGAGAGGGACGCCCUGAGUCUGGAACUGUACAGGAACACCAUAACCAACGAGGAGCUGAAGGCGAAAAAUGCCGAACUACAAGAAAAACUUCGACUUGUAAAAUCUGAGAAGUCUGAGAUCCAGCUCAACGUAAAGGAGCUAAAAAUGAAGCUGGAGAGGGACAAAAUCCUGCUGCCACAGGUUGAAACCAACACUUUGCAGGAGGAGAAGCUGCGGGAGCAGGAGAAGAAGAUAUGGGAGCAGGAGGAGAAGAUACGAGAGCAGGAGGAGAAGAUGUGGAGACAGGAGGAAAGGCUGUGGGAGAAGGAGAAGGAGCUGCGGGAGCAGGAGAAGCAGAUGCGGAAGCAGGAGGAGCAGAUGUGGAAGCAGGAGGAGAAGAUGUGGAGACAGGAGGAGAGGCUGCGGGAGCAGGAGGAGCAGAUGCACGAGCAGGAGCAGAAGAUGCAGGAGCAGGAGGAAAAGAUGUGGAGACAGGAGGAGAGGCUGCGGGAGCAGGAGCAGGAGCUGCGGGAGCAGGAGCAGGAGCUGCGGGAGCAGGAGAAGCAGAUGCACGAGCAGGAGCAGAAGAUGCGGGAGCAGGAGGAGAAGAUGUGGGAGCAGGAGGAGAAGAUGUGGAGACAGGAGGAGAGGCUGCGGGAGCAGGAGGAGCAGAUGCACAAGCAGGAGCAGAAGAUGCGGGAGCAGGAGGAGAUGAUGUGGAGACAGGAGGAGAGGCUACGGGAGCAGGAGCAGGAGCUGCGGGAGCAGGAGAAGCAGAUGCACGAGCAGGAGCAGAAGAUGCACGAGCAGGAGCAGAAGAUGCGGGAGCAGGAGGAGAUGAUGUGGAGACAGGAGGAGAAGAUGUGGAGACAGGAGGAGAGGCUGCGGGAGCAGGAGCAGGAACUGCACGAGCAGGAGGAGCAGAUGCACAAGCAGGAGCAGAAGAUGAGGGAGCAGGAGGAGAGGAUGUGGGAGCAGUACCAGAGGCUGCGGGCAAAGGAGGAGAGGAUGCAGGAGCAGGAGGAGAAGAUGCAGAAGCAGCAGGAGAUGUGGGAGCAGGAGGAGAAGAUGCGAGAGGAGGAGGAGGAGAAGAUGUGGGAGCAGGAGGAGAUGUGGGAGGAGAUGAUGAUGCGGGAGCAGGAGGAGAUGCGAGAGCAGAUGGAGAAGACGAAGGAGCUGGUGGAGAAGAUGCAGGAGCAGCAGAGGCUGCCAGAACAGGAGGAGGAGCUGUGGAAACAGGAGAAAAUGCAGGAGCAGGAGGAGACGAUACGGGAGCACGAGGAGAAGAUGCGGGGGCAGGAGGAGAAGAUGCGGGAGAAGGAAGAGAGGAUGCGAGACCAGGAGGAGAAGCUGCCAGAGCACAAGGAGAGGUGCUCAGCGCCCUGCGUCCCUCCCUCCAAAGAUCUUUGUGAUACAAGCCACGCUAGCAGCAUGGCGUCUGCGCGAGGAGAGGCUGGGGACGGUUCUCCCCACGACAGCCCCACUGCACAGGUCGUGCAGCUGCCUCGUGGGAUGAAGAACGCCCAGGAGCGCCCAGGCUUAGGCAGCAACUCCUGCAUCCCAUUCUUCUACCGAGGAGACAAGAAGAAGAUGAAGAUCAUCGACAUCUAAGAGCCGGCACUGUCAACAAGGCCUACAGAAGUGUAAGCCACCAUGUCACUGUGUGAAUAUAGUCU